Messenger RNA from Diospyros lotus (date-plum), 1367 nucleotides. RefSeq lists its product as uncharacterized. The record is from RefSeq and is a predicted model, not a curated record. Bases 123 to 1166 code for a protein of 347 amino acids. NCBI's taxonomy places the organism in Eukaryota, Viridiplantae, Streptophyta, Magnoliopsida, Ericales, Ebenaceae. Gene Ontology annotation, molecular function: S-adenosylmethionine-dependent methyltransferase activity. The transcript has 8 exons.
UUCACAACGCUCACCAAACCAUGGCCAUAUAAAAGGGUGUUGCUCAUAUGUGGGUCUUCGAGCAUUCGUUGUUUCUGUGAGAGAAAGAACGAACUUUGAGCCUGAAAACCCAUCAAUUUUCUAUGGCUAUUCCUUCUUCUUCGCCUUCGAUUCGUCCUCUUGACCACUCCUUAUAUCCGAAAUGCCCUUUGCUUUCUCACCAUUCCCAAGUUCGUCCCCUUCCCCGCUUCUCCCCUCCAUCGUUUCGCUUCGGAGUCCGCGCAGCCUCUGUGGUGGUUCUAGAACGGGAUAUUUUUUUUCAGGGUUCAGUUACUCAGCCUCAAGAGACAUCUGAAGUUGAAUUGUUUGCAUGUCCUGUAUGUUUUGAACAGCUAAUAAGGAAAGGCCCUCCAGGUUUUAAUUUGCCUGCAAUUUACAGGUCUGGUUUCAAAUGUAAUAGAUGCAACAAGUCCUACUCUAGCAAAAACAUUUAUCUGGAUCUCACUGUAACUGCUGGAACAAAGGACUACACAGAGUACCAACCUGCUCGGACAGAGUUAUUUCGGAGUCCACUAGUUUCAUUCUUGUAUGAAAGAGGCUGGCGUCAAAAUUUUAAUCGCAGUGGCUUUCCAGGUCCUGAUGAAGAGUUCAAAAUGGCUCAGGAAUACUUUAAACCUGCAGAAGGUGGUGUUUUAGUAGAUGUUAGCUGCGGGAGUGGUUUGUUUUCUCGGAAAUUUGCCAAAUCUGGGAUCUAUUCAAGAGUCAUUGCUCUGGAUUUUUCUGAGAAUAUGCUUCGUCAGUGUUAUGAUUUCAUCAAGAAUGAUAAUACAAUCUUAACCACCAAUCUUGCUCUGGUAAGGGCAGAUGUUUCCAGGCUGCCCUUUACAUCAGGUUCGAUUGAUGCUGUUCAUGCUGGUGCAGCAUUGCAUUGUUGGCCAUCUCCUUCCAAUGCAAUUGCUGAAAUAACUCGAAUACUGCGUAGUGGUGGUGUUUUUGCUGGAACUACCUUUCUUCGAAUUGGUUCAUCAACUCCUGAGAUUUUGAGGCCCUUUGAACAGAGAAGCCUGCGUGAAUAUAGCUAUUUUGUGGAAGAGGAGAUAGAGGACUUAUGCAGAACUUGUGGUCUCAUCAACUACACAAAGAAAGUUCAACAGUCUUUCAUCAUGUUCUCUGCACAGAAGCCUUAAAGAGGCUUCAAGUACCAUUUUCUUGGCACCUUUUGUUGUCUUAUGCCGUGUUGAAUGUAUCCCUUUUUAAGGUUAUGUUUGGAACUAGGAUUUGUGGAAUGAAUGAAGGAAGGAAGACAACAGAAAACAAAGAUUCUCAUGUACAUGUAAAAAGCAUGUGGUUGCAUGUGCAAAAUUCACAUGUUUAAAUCAUUUUAAUCA